Pocillopora meandrina is the source of this 5270-nucleotide messenger RNA. Lineage: Eukaryota; Metazoa; Cnidaria; Anthozoa; Scleractinia; Pocilloporidae. The record is from the annotation of a GenBank genome assembly.
AUGGCACUAAAGAGGAUCAACAAAGUAAGCUCUGGCUUCGUUUAUAUGACCUAUGAUGUGAUACGAGGGAUUACAAAUACAGUUAAUUUUGAUAAAAUAUGGCAGAAUCGAUGGCGGUGCAAAAGCGAUAUGAAAAUGUACACACAGCACUUUUGCCUUUUUAUGUUCAUAUGAUGGCCAUCAGUGCAUUUUGUUUACACUCUACGUAACACCUGGACAUCGAAAUAUAAAAGUUAUAUCGUACUCUUUUUUUCUGUCAAUUCAGGAACUGCAAGAUCUUGGACGUGAUCCACCAUCACAGUGCUCUGCUGGGCCGGUUGGAGAUGACUGUAAGCGGAAUAUGUCGCCGUAUUUUAUCACUUAAAAAGCAAACUUUUUACCACACACCAUUCUUAAUUAUAUAAUUACCUUACUUGGUAUCUCAGUGGUUCAACUUUGUGUUCUAUGUCUGAACGCUAGUCCUCAAAGUUCAAAUAUUAUUUUUCUCUUUCAUUGAAAUCUGUGUCAUCGCGUGAUCAUAAAGUGUUUCAUUGGCAAGCGACUAUAAUGGGUCCGGUAAGAAAUUCUAAUACCUAUGAAGCCUUUGGUGUUUUUGAAAUAUUUUCACUGAUCGAUCUUUACAAAACAUCGUUGAAUUGUAAUGCUAAGCAGUGUUGUUUGCUGUUUCUUUUCGAACAGCCUGAUAGCCCAUACCAAGGUGGAGUGUUUUUCCUUACAAUACAUUUCCCAACAGAUUAUCCUUUUAAACCUCCAAAGGUAGGUGACUUGGUUAUUGUAUUAUAAAAAAAGUUAAUCUGUUUUAAACAGCUCUCAAAGAACCUGAGGAAUUGUAUUUUUUGUACUGUUCGUGAUGAAUUCAAGGUUAUAUUUGUAGAAGGCCACAGUAACGUUGGUAGGCACAUUGUACUGGCUUGCUAGCGAAUCAAGUUUUGUGUCUUAUAUAUUGAUUCAUUAAUAUUCCUCGAGCCGAAGUGUAUUUUUUUUUAAGAAUAGAACGGCUAUGAUCAGAGGCGUGAAACUUAAGUAUAACGAUCUUAGAUUGCUCAACAUUUCACGCAUAAAGUUGCUUACAACAUACCGUAAAUGAACGACUGUAAUUUAGGAGUUCUUUCAAGUUUAGCGUUUUGUAAGCGAGCAUCAUUCAGUUCUUAGGAUUUAUAUUGUUACUGUUGAAGUCAAACUUUUGACCACAUUAGAAACUAGGUUAUGUUUUUCUUAUUAAUUUAUCCUGCGCUGAUCUUAAGUCGGGAUAUUUUUAAAACCACCCUCCAUAUGAGUCAUAUAUAGUUUUAAGCUUCUCAUGGAAUACUGUCAAGAUUUUCUUUUCUUGUUAUGGUUGUAUUCUUUGAAAUGACUGUUGAAACAACUUAAUUAUCCCCCUACAGUAUUCAUUUCUGUAAAGCUUGCCUAUGCUAAGCUCUCUAUUCAGAAGAGUAUUGAUUUGCCCUUUUACUCUUUCAAGUCUAGAAACUGAUGAGAUUAACAAGAGUAAUUCCAAGUUACAUAUAGGAAAGUUAACUAAAACCAAAUUUAGCAGUGUCAGAGGAAGCAUGCUUGAACCUUAAAUUAUUGUCCUAACUAAAUACCUGACAAAGAUUCAACAUAUCCCUGUUUCUAGGAUUUUCUGCUGUUUCCAAUUGUUUGAUUGUCCAAUAUAUGUAUGAGGGCAUUUUCCAUUUGUCAUGUAUGACUUGUCUGUGCAAGUUCUCAAUAAGAAUGUUGAAAACUUUAUAUGGAAAUUUUAACUGUGGCAAUGCACAUGGAAUUUAAGAAUUGAAGUCUUCUGAUACUGUCUUACAUUGCUAAUUCAUAAGACCCAUUUUCUUGUUGUAUGUGAAGAAUUAUUUCAAUAAAUUAUAGAGCUGGAUUAAUUUAUUUUUUAAACUUUUCUUGCUUAAAAUUUGCAAUUUCUAUGCUGUCUAAUUUAGUUGCUGUGGAAAGUUCUUUUACUUAAAAAAGAAAUAAAUAGUUUUGAAAACAUCUCGAUCAAAAACAAAGAAUCAUAACAUCUGGGCCAGGUUGUUCGGAGCUGGGUUAAGAUAACCCAGGGUUAAUGGGAAAUUGGAUUUCAGAUCUGAAAGCCUUAAAAUUAAAUUCAAUGCAAUUUUUAUGCUACAAGUUGAUGAAUGAAUGCUCUAAAAAGACUAGAGAAAUUUAUCUCAAGAGGGCUUUGAACAAAGGAAUUAAGAACCCAUAUAAAAAUUUAACCUUGUGCUAGUGCCAAUUUGCCUUUGAACAACUGAGCCCUGGAUUUUGAAUUGCAGAAGUCAGUUAUAAGUGUAAAUUGCUUUACAUCAGUUUAUAUUUAGUAUUUGUGCAGUCUUGUAACUUUGAUUUGUCACAUGGUUUUAUGUUUUAUAUGUUAUGCAUAAUCAACUUUUUGACAAUUCAAAUGGACUUGUCUGCUGUUCCCUUGGAAGUUGGAAAGAUGUCUAUAUAUGUAUGGAAUAGAUGGUUGUAUUUUCUUUGCAAUUUAAAUUAGUUUAAGUCUCCUUUUUGUUUCAGUUUUAUAAAUUAUCCUUUCAAUUUGAAUGAGUAGUCGAACAGACAAUGAUAAAAGGAAAGAAAAAUGUGAAAAAAAGGAUAUGGGGUAGUUUUGACUAGACGGGUUUUCAGGACUAAGAAGAGAAAUGCACAGUGUGGAUAACAGCAGGCUCAGGAUAAAACAAUUUAUGUGGAUAAGUUUGCUCAAAGUAUACUUCAAAUAUCAUUGAAUGCUGGGUAAUUUAUCUCAUAGUGAGUGUUAUCCUCCUUUUAAAUGAGCAGGGCCUGUUGUAUUAAUACUGUGAUUAAUUGAUUUUUAUUUUGCAGGUAUCAUUUACUACAAAAAUAUAUCAUCCUAACAUAAACAGUAAUGGCAGUAUUUGUCUUGAUAUCUUACGAUCCCAGUGGAGUCCAGCACUAACCAUUUCUAAAGGUGAGAUCAUUUUCCUCAGUUACUCAUUGACUUUAAUUUCACAUGCACUGUAUUCUGAUGAAACAGGUAUGAGAAGGUAAAGAACAGGAAAUGGCAACAUUUUGAGUAGUUAAUAAGGGGGACUACAAUUAUACUUCAGGGCCUGGUUGUUCAAAAAUUUGAUUAGAGUUAACCCAGGGUUAAAUUUUUAUCCAGGUUUUUUUAAUACUUUUUUAAAGCCUUUUCAGAUAAUUUUCUCUAUUAUUUUUAGGGUAUCCAAUCAUCCAAUUGUAAACAAAUGGAAUGGUACUCAAUUUUCUCUUAAAGCUUUAAAUCCUAAAUUAGAUUUCACAAUGACCCUGGGUUAUCUUAACCCUGGUUUGAAUGACCUGGCCCAGGUAUUGAAAAAAAUCAGUUGUGGUGGAUAAGUUAAAAAAAAAAAAAUGGAUAAAUAAGAGGCUGCUUGUACCCUGAGACUUGCAGCUCUAGCUUAUUUUUGUCCUGUAUGUGUUAACAACAUGCUACUUAAAAAGUGUGGAAAUAUUUUACCUUUGGUGUACACUUUUGGGCAAUUUAAUUCAGUCAUUGUCAAUUUAACAAAUAACUUCCAUCUUGCUAUGCAUCUCUUCAGUUAUAGAUCACAAAUGAUGUUGAAAUGAUCACAGAUGAUGUUAAAAUAUGUAAAUAACUAAAAAAUGACAUGCAAGUCUCAUCUGAGUGUGUCACUGAUGCUCUUACCACAUUUUGAGGUCUUCUGUGAUCUAUUACUGUACACACCCAUGGUAACAUGGGAUUUAUUUGUUUUAUGUAGUAGAAAAAGAAAAAAUACUGUUAAUGUUAAGUCAUCUACACGUAAGUGUCUGUCCUCCAAAAGAUCAUCAUUGAAAAGCAAUCAAACUGCUUGUACGAUUUUGUCUAUCGUAUAACUCAAUUUUAUGUUACAAUUGAAUUAUUUUCCAUGAUUUAUUAUGAAAUACAUGUAUACUCUGUGGAUUAUAUUUCACUCUAAGUCAGGUCAUGUAUUAAGCCUUUAAGUAUGCUGUAUUUUUCCAGGUUUUAAUCACCGCACAGUCAUUUGGUCAGUGAAAUGUCAACUGAUAUGCUUAACUACUUCUUUUUCUUUUUAGUACUUCUGUCAAUUUGUUCUUUGCUUACUGAUCCAAAUCCUGAUGAUCCCUUGGUGCCAGAAAUAGCACGUAUCUAUAAAACAAACAAACCAAAAUAUAAUGAAACAGCAAAAGAAUGGACAAGGAAGUUUGCCCAAUGAUGACUUCAUUGAGACACUGCUGUUGCAUUGUCUGUGGCAAAGUCGUAUUGUUGUGAUGUGCAAUAUAUGUUAUGUCCUACAGUACUUUCUUUAGAAUUGUUGAAUGAUUUACUAGCUAUUUGUCUUUGUCGUGUAAGGUAUAUACUGUCAGUCAUAUGAUGAAAUAAAUGUAGAGAAUGCCAUAAACAGGAGUUUGCAAGUAUAUAUGUAUAUUUCUAAAUCAAGUUAAUGUUUUGUGUAGCAGAUUCAGAUUUUAAUAAAUUACAUUGUUCUGAAUAAGUGCAGCAACUGUUUUUGUACGUUUUGUGCGUGUGUUACUUGUUUCAUUGUAUAUACAAAUUGUUGUGAGCACUUUCUGCCCAACUUUAAGCAGGUACGUUAACCACAGUUGACUCUAUAUUUGUGCUUUGUUUUCCCAAGAGUUGGAAUUAUAAGUAUUCUCUGUACACCUGUAUUGGUGAGGUCAAAUUACUUCUUGGUAUAUUAUUGUUUUGUAUUACUACUGAAACUCCAGUUUCCACCUGGUCUUAGUUGGCAGUGACAUUGUUUAGGUGUUAGUAAUUUAAUUGCAAACCGCCUCCAGGAAAAACCUUCAACACUUAUCCUAUGGUCGUAGUUUAAGUUACAGCUAAUGAUUUUAAUUAGGGCUUCUGCAACACCUUCAAACUUUGACAUUUGUUGUCUCUUUGUUCCUUUUGGAAGUGGUAAAUAAACAGACAAUUUAGUGAUUGACUUUUGAAUGUGAUUUGCUUUAGUUUCUUACAUCCUCUUCAGUUCUCCAAAAUGUUAAUAGUAUUAAACAAAGGAAACAAAUAUCUUAACCAAUAUAUGUUAAUAGAUACAUUAUUUUUAAAAAGGGAGACUAGCUUAAAUUAACCUCAAUGCAAUUAAUUUCAUUAGUCUUUGAAAUUUUUCGUUUUCUUUAAGAACCAAGUUUAAACUAACCCUUACGGUCCCAAAAGUGAUUAAAAGUAAUUUCUCUUUCUAUCCAUCUCAUUACAGUGUUUUCAUAUGCCAAAAAAAAGGGAAAAAACCAAGGGGAAUAGGGAAAGUUAUCAUUUAAAUCCCAAAUUUGAAUUACUAAUGAAAUGAAUAGUUGGUGGGAGA